GGGCCCAAAUUGUGAAGCCCAGGCCCAGCUAAGAAUUGGACAGACAUCUUAAUACCCCCAUAGCGUGUGUGUGUCUAUAUAUCUUUCUAUCUCUAUUUAAAAGAGAGUUGUGCAUCCUCUAGGGUUUCGUUCGUCGUGUGCCGUCUCAAGAAAAUGGCUCCAAAGAAGGGUGUAGCAGUAGCAUCAAAGAAGAAAGCAGCAGAGAAGGAGAAGAAAGUGAAUCCAGUAUUUGAGAAGAGGCCAAAGCAGUUCGGUAUAGGUGGGGCAUGGCACAAACAGGAUCUAGGGAGGUUUGUGCGUAUGCCAAAGGUUGUCCAGCUUCAAAGGAAGAAGAGGAUUCUCAAGAUGCGAUUGAAAGUCCCACCUGCUCUUAAUCAGUUCUCCAAAACCCUCGACAAAAACCUCGCUACAAACCUCUUCAAGAUGCUUCUGAAGUACAGGCCUGAGGACAAAGCUACAAAGAAAGAGCGUCUUGUGAAAAGGGCUCAAGCUGAAGCUGAAGGAAAAACUCCUGAAACAAAGAAACCCAUUAUCGUGAAGUAUGGGCUUAAGCACAUCACUUACCUUAUUGAGCAGAACAAAGCUCAGUUAGUAGUGAUUGCUCAUGAUGUUGACCCAAUAGAGUUGGUUGUCUGGCUUCCUGCACUAUGCAGAAAGAUGGAAAUUCCUUACUGCAUUGUUAAGGGGAAAGCACGUCUAGGAUCGAUUGUGCACCAAAAAACUGCUUCAGCUCUGUGUUUGACAACCGUGAAGAAUGAAGACAAAAUGGAGUUCAGCAGAAUUUUGGAGGCAAUUAAGGCCAACUUCAAUGACAAGUACGAGGAGAACAGGAAGAAGUGGGGUGGUGGUAUCAUGGGUUCUAAAUCACAGGCCAGGACCAAGGCCAAAGAGAGGGUUCUUGCCAAGGAAGCUGCCCAGAGAUUGAACUAAGAGCUUGCUGUGAUAUAUUCACUGCAAUUGCAUUAGAGAUUUGCUCUGCUAAUUUUUUGGUUUGGUUCACAUGCUUGACAGUGUUAGAGAUAUUAGUUUAAUAUGUCUCUUUAUGUGUUUGCCUUCUUCUGCAGAGUUUUGCUCUGCGGAAGAGUUGUUUAUCUGGAGUUUUUGUUAGAUAUUUUGUUGAGUUGGUUAUUAAUAUGGGAAGUUAUCCAUUUAACUGAACUUUUAGUGAUUAUUCUUUUGGCUAA
Molecule: messenger RNA, 1184 nt
Organism: Lycium ferocissimum
Lineage: Eukaryota; Viridiplantae; Streptophyta; Magnoliopsida; Solanales; Solanaceae
Product: large ribosomal subunit protein eL8z-like
Exons: 6
Coding region: 154-930 (258 amino acids)
Biological process (GO): ribosome biogenesis
Cellular component (GO): ribonucleoprotein complex
Source: RefSeq, a predicted model, not a curated record